This is a messenger RNA of Sciurus carolinensis (gray squirrel), 2839 nucleotides long. It is a transcript of the gene Tmem182, whose product is annotated as transmembrane protein 182. Gene Ontology annotation, cellular component: membrane. The record is from RefSeq and is a predicted model, not a curated record. NCBI's taxonomy places the organism in Eukaryota, Metazoa, Chordata, Mammalia, Rodentia, Sciuridae. The transcript is spliced from 5 exons. The coding region runs from base 179 to 868 and encodes 229 amino acids.
UCAAAUCCACGGGCUGGGUCUAAGUGAGAAGCCACCAAAGCAUGAGCUAGAACUGGUUUCUCAGGAAGAGCUUGCAUUCUCAAAGAUCUUUUUAUUUCUUUUUAUUUUUGCUGAGAAGCUAAGUGUCUAUCCUUUUGCAAUUCCUUGUUUUAUUUAAAAGGAAACCAGUGGACUGAAAAUGAGACUCAACAUCGCCAUCUUCUUUGGGGCUCUCUUCGGAGCUUUGGGGGUUCUAUUGUUUUUGGUAGCUUUUGGAUCAGACUAUUGGCUUCUAGCAACGGAAGUGGGAAGGUGCUCAGGUGAACACAAUAUAGAGAAUAUCACUUUCCACCAUGAAGGAUUCUUCUGGAGGUGUUGGUUUAAUGGGAUUGUGGAAGAGAACAACUCCAACAUCUGGAAGUUCUGGUACACCAAUCAGCCACCGUCCAAGAACUGCACACAUGCUUACCUGUCACCAUACCCCUUCAUGAGAGGCGAGCACAACUCAACCUCCUAUGACUCUGCCAUUAUUUACCGUGGCUUCUGGGCAGUCCUGAUGCUCCUGGGUGUGGUCGCGGUGGUGACCGCCAGCUUUCUGAUCAUCUGUGCGGCCCCCUUCGCCAGCCACCUUCUCUAUAAAGCCGGGGGAGGCUCCUACAUCGCUGCAGGUGUCCUGUUUUCCCUGGUGGUGAUGCUGUAUGUCAUCUGGGUGCAGGCGGUGGCCGACAUGGAGAGCUACACAAACACGAAAAUGAAAGACUGCCUGGAGUUCACCCCUUCCGUCCUGUACGGUUGGUCCUUUUUCCUGGCUCCAGCUGGGAUUUUUUUUUCUCUGCUGGCUGGGUUGCUCUUUCUACUUAUUGGACGGCAUAUUCAGAUACAUCACUAAUCCAACGGUGGUCACCAGCAUUUUUCAAGAGAUUUUUAAAACAGAGCUUAUUUUUUUUUUUUCAUUCUGUCUCAAUGGAAUCAGCAUAACAUUAGUUGAUGUACCUUUUGUUAUCUUGAAGGAAUCAUUUUACUUGUUCUUUCCUCUGUAAGAAGGUUCUGGAAUUUCUCUGAAUACCAACAUGUUUCCCUUGUUUUGAAGUGCUAGCAAGGACUUAAUCUCUAGGGAGCAGGGAAAGAGGCCUCCCUCUCAUUUUGUAUUUUGGAGUUCAUGGAGAUUGCAAGGGUCUGGUAAUAGCAUAUGAGGCCCUUAUGUGGUCAAAUCAAGGUUGGUUUUAAAUCUCCUCGUUGACAUUCUCUUCUGCCACUGAUUAAAAAAAAUCUUAGGAGAAUAAUGAAGGAUGGAAAACAAGUGUUGUCAGAAAGUAUAUUUUGUGUCUUCUCCACCCACGUACGUAUCCAUGUACACAUUGACAGACUCCUGUAAGCAAAUUAUUCACUACUUAAAAAUAGACCACAGUUGUUCUUGCUAACAGGAGCCAGGGACUCCUAAGUUAAAAUGGGCAGUAGCAAAUAAAACUGAGAAUGUUUAUUCUACUUUAUUACCAACAAUAGUUUGAUCACCUAAUUUUAUUCUCUUACACAAACCUUAAACUACAUUUAAAAGCAGUAAAUCUUCAUGCCACCUUCUAUAUCAUGCAGUCGAGAAUUUUAUGAGUUUAAAGGGGGUUAAUUGUGUAAUGUAAUAUGGUUUAAAAUAGGUAAAAAUCAAGCACCUCAGCUUAGUACAUAAUUCUAUUUGAUAUUUUAAAAUUCCAACUUAAAAAUUAUAUUGCUAAGAUGUUCUGCCUAUGAAAAUUUAUUGAUGAAACAUGCCUUUAAUAUUCUCUAGCUAUAAAGUUUCAAAAUACUUCCAUAUGAGGGUUAUAAUAGUCUCAUGUUAUGAAAGAACAUGAAGUAUUAACUUUCCCCCCAAUUUUAUGGGUUCCAGUUCUUCUGCUCAUUUGAUGUCCUUAAUUCUUGCCCCUCAAUUUCUUCAUCUUCGCAAGAGGUGUGUUAACAUUUACAGAUCUGCAAUUUUCUUUAACCUCCUGGAAGAAAAGGAAUAAUUUCUUGUUAUUCACUAGCACAGACAUUUGCAUAUCAAAGAUGCUUGUUUGGCUCAGAUGUUGAUUGAAAUCGAACCCAUCUGAGGGGCACAGGUUGUGUUUUCAUUCUGGAAGCUUCCUCGAAGGAGAAAUUUGGUGUUGGCAAAGGAACGGAGGAGCAGCAUAGUUCAAGAGCUUUGUUGGAAGCUCCGAGCUUCAUUCUGCAGCUGGGGCAAAAGUGGGACUCAGGCAGAGGAACGCCACCUGGACGAUGCUUUGGGAAGGACAGACUUUCUCUUCGCAUCCAGCUGUUGCUUCAAUGGAGAGUCUUCGCCAGCCCUUUCUGUUCAUCAUACACACUCCAUCAUUACGCCUGUUUCCAUGAGAGGGAACUUUGGAGGAAUAGCAGAGGUCUGAGCUAUCUACAGACUCGGGAGGGCAUUUUAGUAACAGGACUUGCCUGUAAUAAUAAUAACUUUUUAAAACUCUGGGAGUUUAACUGGUUUCUCAAGUCAUUUUUUUUUCCCCAUUUAAAACACUAAGUUUCUCAAUGAUAUCAUAAAUGUGUUUUGGGUGGUACUUUCCUUUGUCUUCUUCUAUUUUGUUUUUAUAUUGCCGCAUUUACUUCUUGGCUUUUUUGACUUGAUUAUCAGAAAAUUAACUAUGGGUUCUGUUAUGUGUAUUGCCGGUGAUAUAAUGGCAUGCCAUUAGGUUUUCCCGAAGAUGCUGAGAUGUGUUCAAUUAGUUCGUGUCAUUUGAAAAUACAGUUCCUUUUCAUAGAACUGUGGAGUGAAACGUUUUUCUGGAGUCCUGUAUGCAAUUUAGAGUUCAUGUACAAUCUACUUUCAGUAAAGAUUUGAAUGUUUGUAAAUUUCAGACGAUUA